AUGAGAGCAUCCUUGGGAAGAUGGUUCCGACGGCGAAUCCACCGAGGAGCUGAACGAAAUGCUGAGACUCAACAACCUGCCCCGCCUGCGCCUGGAGAGGUGUUCGCUCCAUAUAUUCCCGAAACUUCAGAAGCGGUGCCAGCUUUACCCGCCGAGAGACCUCGACUUCUCACACCUUCAUCAUCGAGAGACGACCUUUGUGCAUCUGCGGAAGACGCCACGGCUCAAUCUGGCUUCUUCCGAAACUUGCCCUUCGAGAUCCGUCGUCAGAUCCUUGUCGAAGCAUUUGGCGGGCACACUGUGCACAUGGACUUGUCCUUUGACUAUCCAGAACUGCCACUAGAUCAGCUUGACGACUCUUUCCGUCACGUGUCCAACCACGGGAAUCGCAAUCGAGAUACAACAUUGGAGCAUAGACAAGAAACACUCCGUUACAACGUGAAUUAUGCUAUGCCCAAGAGAUGGAUCUGGCGCAGUUCCGACUGUCAUCGAAACCCUCCAUGGAACAGCAGAAGCAAGAUUCAGCCCAGGUAUCAAGACAGCGCGAUCAAUGCAGCAGAAGAUCGCUGCCGCUUUGGUGGCGUCGAAGGCUACUUCUGCCAGCUUUGGCCUGGCGAAAGUCCCCACAAGUGUUCGGUCGGAGCAAUGGGAUGGCUCCUGAGCUGGGGGGCACGACUGACUUUUGAAAAUUAUAGAUACUUGGAAGGUAUUGACGUGUUAUAUGGCACAAAUACCAUCCACUCGGCCAGCAAACAGAUGCUCCUGCACUUGGACAAGCUGCUUCUUCCCCAAAGACUUGCCAAUAUCAGAUCCGUCGAGUUGGUCUGGUUUUUCAAGCCGUACAGGGCACACUCACCGCAGGGCCCGCUCGAUGAUCUGCCUACGUUCUACGAAUUUUUGGCGAAGAUCCCCGCCAUUUUCCCAAACGUUAGAUCAUUCUAUAUGGCUUUGCAUGGGGACAUUACACCUAUGACCGAUCGCAAUGGGCGUCGAGUGUACAUGGAUGACGCUGAAUCCAUCGAAAUCACAGACAGAGAGGUGAUGGCACCCAUUGAUGCAAUGGUGGGUAAGCUCAGGCAGCUGGAUGAUUGCACAAUCGCUCUCAGUAGCCUGGAGUAUGAACGGAGAAGAAAGCGGGCCGUAGACGCGGUAGACACUGUGGUCUACCAGGUCCAUCUCGGUGGUUGGCAAGAGCGCCAUUGGAGGGUUCGGAAAGAUGAAAUGGGAUACUCGCAAGGGUACUGGGUCCAGCUUGGACAUCGAGAGCUUGGCCGAGUACACAUGUGCCGUUUUGGCGAACCCAAUAUGGACCUGGACCCUCCCGAAGACAGUGUUCUUUUCCAACCUUGGUACCUACCAGGCGAGUACAGACAUCUUAGGAUGUAA
Messenger RNA from Clonostachys rhizophaga, 1386 nucleotides. Lineage: Eukaryota; Fungi; Ascomycota; Sordariomycetes; Hypocreales; Bionectriaceae. The record is from the annotation of a GenBank genome assembly.